AUGCCGGUAACUUUGACUUCACUUUUGACGCACGUCAAAGAUGAAGUCAAACGUGGUGGCUGCGCUAUACUUUUAGUGGUUUUUAAAGAUGAAGCUGAAUACGAAAUUUUCACUUUGACAACACUUUUGAAUGCUAUCAAAGGAGACAACAAAAAUGCAAUUAAUUUCGGACUUAUUUCUAAGGUUUGUUAUCAAGCGACGGCAAAAACAGCUUUUACGUUCUGACUGAGUAUAUCCGUGGGCAUUCGCUUGGGAUCUUCUUGAUUAGAACUAGGUAAUUUUAAAAACGCCUUGGAUCUACAGUAAUGUAAUUAUAAUUCGUGCAGCGCUCAUAUGAAAAUUUAAGUUUUCGUGCUUAAACUUAUUGAAGUUUUAAAGCCGAGCAUAUAAUUCACGAAACAAUAUAGAGUACCACAAAACAAGAAAAUUUAUAUUUUUUAAUAUAAGGAUGAAAAUAAUUAGAACUUAAUUGGAAGCGCAACAUUUCUGCUCAGUAAAUCACUUUUGUUUUUCAUACAGAAUGUGCUGAAGGUAAGAAGCGUUUCCAUUACCACUUUUUGACAAACCGGCUACUGGAUCAAAUAAAUUAAAUAAAUAUAAAUAAAUAAAUGAUAUAUAUUGAUGUUGACUAAAAUCCUGUAUCUGGGCAGCUAAAUUGAGCGACUUUAUGAAAAUGUAUGUGAUGAAAUGUAAAAAGAAAAAUGUGUCGUGCCAAUUUGGUCUAAAAUCAUACUUGUGAUUUCAAAUCAAACUAGCGCGGAUUUUGAAAUGACGAGUAUGAUGUCUGAAAAAUUACUUAGUUCACUUACCAUUAUAAUUAAAUUGAGGAAAUACGACGAAUGCCUUUAAUUUGAGUAGGUUACAUAAUGUAUAUGUUUUACUUGAAUUUCUAGAAGCUUGGCUUAAAUCAACGUCAGGUUACUUUCCUUAUCUGCUUUAAACUCGCUAUCAUAAAGUGUAAGUCACAAUGCGAUUUUAGGUGGCAAACAAGAUUGUAGAUGUUCAAGUGAUGAAUAGCACCAUUCUGACUUUUUUUUUUAAGUGAAGUUGAUUCAAUCUUAAACGAAAUUGCAAGCACAGUACUAUACAUCUUACGCAACAGCAAAAAGAAAAUGUACGUUUAUUUUUUAAACUUUGUGGCAAAAAAAUGUUGUCGAACAAAUAGAUCACACCUAUUCCUCGACCUGUAUUAAGCCAAAAUCGCAGAACGCACCCCUACACGAGUGACACUGGCACUAGUGAUUUUCCCCACGAGCAGUGUGAUUUACAAACCAAGUACGCGACUGAAAAGCCAAGGGAAAGACUGAGAAAAGUAAUGCCAUAAAGAAACCUCUGCUUACAGGGUAUAGUGUCUAAUUUUGGUUUGUGCUAUUGCUGUGUUUAAGGAUGCGGCAGAACCUAAAUGCAAGUAAAAGCGCAUGCACACGGUAGGGCAAAAACAUGAACUCGUGUAUGCAUUCACGCUAUUUUACAGUGAGGUAAGCACCCUUGUGCUCGCGCUGUCGUUGCUAGUGCAACGUUAGCCUACGCACAGUCGCCUACUAUAAAAACAAAAAGGUAUAUUUGCACUCAGAGGCUACAUUACUUUUCAACCACUUAUCAAAUCGUGAAUUUGUGACCCUGUUAUUACACUUUAUUACUCUCUACUCUUUUAUGGAACGACGUACUACGCUGACCUUAAAACACUUUUUAUUAAAGCAAAACAGAUUUACGUGACAGCUAAAUGGCUAAAAUAUAAAGAGACUUCCAACAAAGUUAAAGGCAAUUAUUUCUUUAUUAGCCAAGUAAGGAAAACGUUACUAAUGAAAACACCAAAAAUUAUUAAAGACGGUCAAUUUUCAAAACGAAUUAAUACUCAAGUCAAAAGAUAAAUUUUGUUGAAGUUUAUAUAUAUUUUAAACUGGAAAGGGCGUGGCCCUCAAGUGUCGUAGCUGUCCAGAACUUGCGGAGUAAUAAUUCGCAAUAUUGAUCUGCACAGGAAGUUCCUCAAAUGGAUCUGCAAGUUCAAAAUCCCUGUUAAAUAUAAAACUAUCCUCGCAUGCCCUCAAACAGAAAAGGCAUAAAAUCAAAGACAACAAACAACUGAAUUUUUUUAGCUAAUAUUAAUAUCGAUGAAUAGCAUUCAUCCGCAAAUAAUAAUAAUGGUCGAAGAAUGUUUUUUUUGCUUUUUCUCGUCUGCCUGGGACAAGUAGUGUGUUAAAAGUCCCAUAGAUGGACGAAUUAGUCCCAAAAGGGCGCAAUGACAAAAUAUGCAAAUUUCAAUGCAAUAAUAAAUACCGAGAAUACGAAAUGCUAUGUUGUAUUCAAAUUGAAGUACAAUGCAAUUGGCCUUUUGCAUUAGUUGAUCACGUGAUGAUUUUUCGAUGAACGCGAAAACAGUUCGCAUUUGAAACCUUUUGUUAGCAGGAACUGAAAGAGCAUAUUGAAAUUUGGUGACCUGUACAUUUUCAGCCGUAUAUCUCAAAAGUAGCGAUUGCAACACCCUUGAAUGGUUUUCCAUAUCAAUCAUUGUAAAUUUCGAAAUUUUCAAACUGUCGUGAAAUAUUUCUUUAAGCAUUACGGGGCUCAAAUCCCCUUUUAGUUCAUAACAGGCACUUUGAGCCCUUAAAUCCGAAGGGGAAAUAUUUAACGACAGUUUAAAAAUUUCAGAAUUAUUAAGGAGUUGUAUCAAAAACCACUCAAGUGUGACUGGGCAGCAAGAGUUGUUUUUUCUCAUACAAAUCCUUCUAAUUUUCUGCGGCCGUUGCAAUUGCUACUUUUGAGAUAUCAGCUGAAAAAUGUACAGGUUACCUAAUUUUAAUAUGCUCUUUCAGCUCGCGCUAACAAAAUUGUACAAACGCGAACUGUUUUUGUCUUAACUGAAAGUUGAUCACGUGAUGAACUAAUGCAAAAAGGCCUAUUAGAAAACUUGUAUCGAUGAAUCACUACAUCAGAAAAAAGCGCGAACUGUUUCUCUCUCUCUCUUGUAGCCCAUCUUGGGAAAUGCAGUGCCAUAUUAAGUUCCCCAAUGCCACCACCUCAGCGUCAAGACGUUGUGAAAUGUGUGUUAAAGUAA
Porites evermanni is the source of this 3055-nucleotide messenger RNA. The record is from the annotation of a GenBank genome assembly. Lineage: Eukaryota; Metazoa; Cnidaria; Anthozoa; Scleractinia; Poritidae.